AAGAAAUUGCAAAGAAACAGCAUUCAAGCUUACAUUUCCUUCACUAUGCCCGAUGCUCCGAAGAAACCAGAAGCGCCAAGGCGUGGCCGCGGAGUAGUGCGUGGACGCGGCGGCAUGCCUACCGGCCGUCUUGGCUCGUUCCGGCCCACAAUCACCGGCAAUACGCGGGCGACAUCCUCGGGCAGCGUGUCCAGCAGCUCCGGCUCGGCCCUGGUAUUCAAGCCCAAGACGCAAGUCCAGCGGCACAAAAAAGAAGCCCCGGCGCCCUCGCUCCUGGCCUCGGCGCCCAAGCGCGAACACAAGCCGCACGGGCCUGCCCGCGGGGCUGAGCGCGGUCGCGGGCGCGGUCGUGGCCGGGUCGAGCUAAUCCAGACGGUCUCCGGUCCGUUCGCCCAGGGCCCUGCCAUGAUUUCCAGCACAUCCAGGCGCGGCGGCGCUGGCGGGUUCAGCGGGGUGUUGGCGCCUGGCAUGCCCAAAUCCGAGAACCCCAAUGUCGAUGAGCCGGCUCAGACUGAUCUAAGCGACCCGAAUGCCCCGGUGCUUUUACUGACUGACCAUAACGAGGAGAUCACCGAGGACUUUGAUGUGCAGACCGAGGAGAUGGCGCUCAAGGCGGCUGAGGAGAUGCGCGCAUUAAAGCUCGACAACAAUACCGCCGAGGUGUUCAGUGGCGAGAAGCUGCUGGUGUGGCAGCUGCCGGCCAUGCCCGAGUUUGAGCUCACAGCGGAGGUCGUCGAGAGGCGGGAGAGGGAGCGGCUGGAGCGCAGGGACGAGCGUCGGCGCAAGAGGGAAGCAGAGCAAAAGAAGACCGAGGAUGUGAAGCCGAGUAUGGCUGAGCUGGAGGCUGGCGAGCCGAUUGACGUUGAAGACAAGCCAGUCGAUGACAAGCCGAUCGACGACAAGCCCGAUACAGAAGAGGAGACGGUCGAGGAGUCCGACUCCGAGGACUCGUCCCUGCUGGACGGCCGGGUUGGCACAUUGGUGGUGCUCAAAUCGGGCGCCGUCAAGCUCAAGAUUGGCCAAGACCUCCUGCUGGACGUGUCGCUGGGCGCCGACUGCCAGUUCUUCCGCGGGCUAAUGGCACUGGACACCAAGGGCUCAAACUCGGCCUUUGUGCUGGGCAAUAUCGACGAGCAGCUGGUGUGCACGCCCGACCUCGAGAACAUGCUUUGA
Molecule: messenger RNA, 1173 nt
Organism: Linderina pennispora
Lineage: Eukaryota; Fungi; Kickxellomycota; Kickxellomycetes; Kickxellales; Kickxellaceae
Exons: 1
Coding region: 46-1173 (375 amino acids)
Biological process (GO): transcription by RNA polymerase III
Cellular component (GO): RNA polymerase III complex
Molecular function (GO): DNA binding
Source: RefSeq, a predicted model, not a curated record